Molecule: messenger RNA, 1325 nt
Organism: Macrosteles quadrilineatus (aster leafhopper)
Lineage: Eukaryota; Metazoa; Arthropoda; Insecta; Hemiptera; Cicadellidae
Product: zinc-regulated GTPase metalloprotein activator 1-like
Exons: 13
Coding region: 182-1264 (360 amino acids)
Cellular component (GO): cytoplasm
Source: RefSeq, a predicted model, not a curated record
AAACAAAAAACAAAAAUAAACAUAACCUUACUUCUUCUAAUCUAACCUCAAUCAAAGUAGUUUAUAAAUAAACAGUUUUAAUAAUAAAUGGGUGUGAUCGUUGAUAAGUCUGGACCAAAUAUUUAUUGACAUUCAAAGUGAUUUUUUUCUUUUUGUGUGAGUUUUAAGUUUCAAACGAAAAAUGGAUUCAUCAGAUGAAGAUAUACCUUCUUUGAUUCCGGCUGAAUUCAAACCUGUUCCAGUUACUAUUAUUACUGGAUAUCUAGGAGCGGGGAAAACUACCCUUUUAAAUUACAUCCUUAAAGAACAACACAACAAAAAAAUAGCUGUCAUUCUGAAUGAAUUUGGUGAAGGAAGCGCUCUUGAAAAAAGCGUGUCCAUAACGCAAGAAGGAGAGCUAUUUGAAGAAUGGCUGGAAUUGAGAAACGGUUGUCUUUGCUGUUCAGUCAAGGACAACGGAGUCAAAGCCAUUGAAAAUCUUAUGGCAAAGCGAGGAAAGUUUGACUACAUUCUACUAGAGACAACAGGAUUGGCUGAUCCCGGCCCAAUAGCGACCAUGUUUUGGCUGGAUCAAGACCUUGGAAGUGACCUAUACCUUGAUGGAAUCAUCACAGUGAUCGACUGUAAAAACGGCUUAUCGCAACUGAAGGAAAAGCUGAAAGAAGAUAGUGACAACAAAAUAAAUGCUGCUAUCAGGCAAGUGGCUCUUGCAGAUUUCGUCAUUCUGAACAAAACCGAUUUGGUAAAAAAAGAACAAAAGAGUGAGCUCAUAUCCGCAAUAAGGUCUAUCAACGCCGGCAGUCCAUUGUUGGAAACUGUCAAAUGCACAGUUUCACUAGACGACAUUUUGGACCUGAACGCUUACUCAGGAAAUAGACAAGACAGGAUAACUUCCAUAGUUGAAGAAGUGAAGAGGAACGAAAACUCGUCACAUUUAGACCAGGACGUUGGAACAGUUACUUUGGAGCUGGAGAAGGGUGUUUCCAGAAAGUGCUUGGAACUGUUCCUCCAGAGAUUACUGUGGGAGAAAACCGUUGUUGACAAAAAAGGAAAUCCGUCCACGAUAAUUCGGUUUAAGGCGCUGUGUAGGCUAUCAGAUGAGCCCCGCCCCGUGCUAGUCCAGGCAGUGUAUGAUAUGUACGAUUGUCAAUCAGUGGAUUCUGAGGACCAAGUCGGCUGUCGCUUCAUCUUUAUAGGUACGCAUUUAGAUAAAGAAAGCCUGCACAAACUACUCCUUGAAUGCAUCGAGGACUCGGAUAUUUAGCUAAGCCUGUUCAGGCGUAUUUGUAAAUACUUUCAAAUAAAAAAGACCGUGUUAUAUUUUA